GGUGCCCUAUUGAUAUCCUAAGAACUUGAAAAACGGAAAAGACCUGCUUUUAGGGGAUGAUGCUAAGGGACACUAUGAAAUCUUGGAAUGACAGCCAAUCAGACCUCUGCAGCAGUGACCAGGAAGAGGAGGAAGAGAUGGUCUUUGGUGAAAAUGAAGAUGACUUGGAAGAGAUGAUGGAUCUAAGUGACCUGCCUACCUCACUUUUUGCUUGCAGUGUCCACGAAGCCGUGUUUGAAGUCCAGGAGCAGAAGGAGAGAUUUGAAGCACUUUUCACCCUCUACGAUGACCAGGUGACCUUUCAGUUAUUUAAAAGCUUUCGAAGAGUCAGAAUAAAUUUCAGCAAACCCGAAGCAGCAGCAAGAGCUCGGAUCGAACUCCAUGAAACGGACUUCAACGGGAAGAAGCUGAAGCUGUAUUUCGCACAGGGGAGAAGUACGAACUGCACGCGGGAACCGAGUCCACACCGAGCGUGGUGGUGCACGUCUGUGAGAGCGAAACUGAGGAGGAGGAACCAAAGCUCCCUAAGCAGAGAAUCACCCAGACCCGGCGCCCGGAGCCCCCCAGCGCAGCGCGGAAGGAGCCCCAGGCCUUCGACUGUGCGCUGUGAGGCCGCCGGGCCUCCGCCGCAGCUCUGGCCGUCGCCUCCAGGGGGCGCUGUGGCCCCAGGGCGGGAGGCUGCGAGGGACCCGGGGCCGUCCGUGUCCUUGGCUGCGGGUGGGAUGGAGGCGCAGCGGUUUCACCUGUUUGAAAUGUUGGGUGACACUCUAAAUGGCAGGUUAAAGGAUUAGCCCCCAAGAUGUGACGCUGAUGACCGUUUUAAACAGUGACAACUAGGAACAUGGCUUCCCCACCCCAGCAAGGUUAGCGCCCCUGAUCCCACAAGGCUUGGGUACCACACAUGGAGCCCUAGCACCCUGUUUGCAGUCCCAUUUUUAUAAAUUUAAAAAUAGUCUUACAGUGUUAAUCCUCUGGCUGGGUGUUUUUGUUUUGGUAUAAUGGCUUCUGAUACAUUGAUCAAGGGUAAUUGUUAUUUGGUAUACAUGACUUUUUUUUGCACGAAAAGAAACCUGAAAUACAGAAUAAUUCAUAAUUAUUGAUAAUGAAUCAUUUUUCUCUUUUUCCAAGUUUUAUUUUCUUUUUUCUUGGUUAGCCAUCGGGAAAGAAAUGCCAAAUCCACUAUGAUGAUCAGAACCAAGUGGCGCCAGCCAGUGUGUGCGCUGUUCUUGCCCUUGGCAGGCUCUUAGUAGAAGCUGGGGGAGUGCUGCAUGCAGGUGGCUCUUCCUGGUAUGACCCCUCACCCCCAGAUGGGCUUCUGGGGAAGAACUAGUACAUGGGAAGAGGGACACAUCACCAGGAAGCUUGACUGGCUGUUGUUGGGGUGGCUGCUUGGUCCUGCCAUUGGGGACCCCAGUUCUAGCCUCUGAACGGCCAGGCCUGUGUGCUCCACAGUCUGUUACCUUCCCAGCACUGUCAGCCACUAGCUGUUGAGUUUUUCUGUGCUAUGCAUAUAUUGGUGUAUGCCAUUAAUAGUCUUGAAAUUAGAAAAGGUAACCGUGAGAUUUUUUUCAGAAGACUCUUUUAAAUUUUUCCAUUGGGAUAUUUCCAGCUUGCUGGGAAGAAAAGUCAGACAUACUAUUUUUCUAUGAAUCAGCAGGUGAGGGGAGAGGUCAUACUUUUGUUUUCAAUGAAAUUUCUUAUGUUGGCUUACAGUUGUCGUUUCUCCCUAAAACAGGAUAGUUUCUCACUUAUGUUUCAGAAUGUGUAUUUGAACCUCCCAAGGUAGAAGUAGUAUCUAUUUAAUGCUCUGUGUUCUAUUCAGAAUGUGCGGCUCCUCUUAACAGAAAAGGCCUGUAACUGAGCGUGCUCUGCUGUUGGCCAGGUGGCCGCUGGCUCUGUGCUCUUUUCUUCGGGGGGCAGAUGUCCAGAGCUCCCCGGACAGAUAUGAGGGAAUUGCACCGGAGUUAGAACUGAUAAACCACAGUGGCUCCACUGCAAAGACAGAAAAACACAGAAAUUCAAACCAUGAUAUCUGUGUAUUGUUGGUAACGUGUUGUUGUACUUUAGUCUUAUUAUAGUGAAUUUAUCUCUGACAAACUAUCACACAGACAACCCACAAAUUGGAGAAAAUAAAAGUUUUCUGUUUUGUUUGUGCCCCUCACGUGCUGAAAUGAUGAACUCUCCUAUUUGUAUAUAUUUGCCAUCGCUAAGCCUCGAUGUAAAUUCAGGUGAAAUUUACAAUUCCAGAGACAAGUAAUUUAUUGAAUUCAGAUCAUCAUUUGUCAGUUCCGCUGAUAGCCACUCAAUAAAUUUAUUUUGCUAUUUAUUUAUUUAUAUAUUUAUUUAUCUGCAGUGGAGCCUCCCUGUGUUGCCCUGGUAGGUCUCAAGCUCCUGGGCUCAGUUGAUGUUCCGGGACUCUGGCACAUGCCGUCACCCCGCUCCGCUCCACAGCUCUAAGCUCAGGACUCUGCUUCUUUCUGAUUGAGGAUGGACCCAACUUACCUGUCAGGAAAUGUAGAUAUUUUCAACAGUUGAGAAAUUUUAAAAUUUCCUGUUGGGUAAUAUUUAUUCACUCUAAUUUUUGAAAUGAUUAAAACCCCAUAAUGUUUUGUUAUUUGGCUCGGAUUUCAUUCUCUACCUGCCAAUCAAAGAGCAUGUAAGAUUUUUGUCGUUGUUGUUAAGUCAAACAGUACAACUAAUCAAUUUAUUCUAUUCUCUUUCUCUCUCUUUUUUUUUUUGAGAGAAAGUACUGAAUAAAUUGAAGAAAACUUUAAACCAAAAGUACGUGCUUUGUACUUUCUAUAUGUGUUAUUUAUAGACCAUGGAUUUAUUUUCAAAAGGCAGAUCUCAGACAUAAUUAAGCCAUGGAAAAAUGCAACAGUUUGUGGUGGGCCAGGUCCUUCGUCCAGAGUCAAGGACCUCAGACCUGUUGGAGAGGUGACCGCUGCCAUCUGCCCUCUUCCUUUCCAUGUGCUCCUUUUUUUUUUUUUUUUUUGCACAUUUACAUUUUCAUCUUUCUGCAUUCAAGGCAACAAACAACUUAAAAUUAUUGUGACUGUGUAAAGGAACAGAUGAGCGGGGGGAGUAGUAGCUUCUAACUGGGGAAGUUCAUAUAAUAGAAACUCAUUUGUUUAAAAGAAUAAACUGAAAGGACCGGCUGUGUGACCCUGGCCAACCAUCUGAUAAAUACCCACUUGCUUCACAGCUCCCCUUACAGGGGAUCAGCCCCAACAUCAUCAUCAGACUGACACUGUUUUCCUUCAUCAUAAAUGUGGGGGCCGGGUGUUCCCAACUUGAAGGUGUCAUGAUUCCCAAAUGCGCCAGCCACUCGGCAGCUGAAGCAAGAAUAACUGCCGCGUUCACUGGCCAAGAACAUGGUGAACGUCAUCCAGCCCAGGUUAACCAUCCGGGGGCUAAGUCCAAGCACCUCUACCCACUAAAAUAAAAGUUCACAGACUUUUCACUAAAUCAGAUGCAGGGUCUGCCCUGAAAGCUCCCAUUUCUUUGGAAAUAGUCACAUUCAUCCAACUCUUGCAACUUGGCAGGGCCUUGACUGAAGGUUUGUUCUUGGGGUACAGAAGGUUCAUGGUGAUCUAUGCAGAUAACAUGUGCUUUUCCACUUCAUCUCCUGUUUAGUCCCCAAUCAUCCAAAUUCAGAUCGGGAUAGGGAGACAGGGCUGAUGCCGGUGCCAUUGUUGGGCCCUGUGCUCCCCAUGCUCCUCAACCCGGAGUGAGUGUGAAUAUCUGUCCGCACCGUCAUGCACACCGACCCAAGAGAACUUUCCCCACCAUCUCACUUUCCUCUUAAUCGAGCCCAGGAGUUGGAUUUACUGUUGUAUCUGAACACAUUUGUGACGUCGUGUUCCGUUCUGGGGUACCUUACCUUUCUGGUACUGUGAGCUGUACUUCCAAAAACUGUAAUCUGUGUACAUGUGUCCCACCUGUCCGUGUGCUUGGAGAGACAGCAGGGUUCCUACUUGCUUAUCCAUUGUCAGCUUUAACUCUCCUGUGGUUUGAGGACCUCUGAACUUUCCUUGUCCUGUUGAGGGGACACAAAAGCAGAAUGUAAUUUUUUGGGGGGAAGCUUCAUGAUGACUCGUGACAAGUUUUGUUUUUAAAAGUAAUAAAAAUAAAGUCGCUUUUAUUUAAUCAGC
Ictidomys tridecemlineatus (thirteen-lined ground squirrel) is the source of this 4154-nucleotide messenger RNA. The record is from RefSeq and is a predicted model, not a curated record. Lineage: Eukaryota; Metazoa; Chordata; Mammalia; Rodentia; Sciuridae.